UGUAUGCUAUAUGUGUAUAUGUGAUGUGCUAGGUCAUAAGCGAGAUUGUCCGUUUAAGGCCUGUGAGUGCAAGAAAUGUGAUCUAAACGCUCAACGAAGGAAAUUAAUGGCAAAGGCUAACAAAGAAAAGCGUAAACUAAAUGAUACGAAGAGUAACUCGAAAUCGCAUCUAAGAAGACAACGAUCUGACGAUUGCUCUUCUGAAACGGACAGAGACAGCGGUUACAGCAUUAACUUUGAGGACACCGAUCAAAGCAAACUGAUUGACCCUUCAAAGCAAUUCAUGCAACUCAAUAAAUGCUUCAAUCAGAUUCAACACGAGCUGAUGGGCGUAAUGUCAGCGCAAUGUAUGGCCAAAUCCAUACUCUGGAUGUUAAUCGAAAUGAACGCCACUUCUCUCGCCGAAGACACCAAAGAACUGGAAAAUGUGAUCAAAGACUCGAUAAUCAAAUCGUCCGCUGAAUACGAGUCAAUGUUCGGCCGUUCCCUCCAUCGCAAUACGAGCCCCACUAUGAGCUCAAUGAUAGGUCCCGUAACACCCGAGUCGUCCGCUAUGUUAAGAGACUUCUACACAGCCAACAAUUUCAAGUCACUCAUUGACACAAUGCAUGAUCAGAACCAGUAUCACCCCUUCUUGUCUCAAUUCCCAUUUUUGAAUCCAGUGCUAACACAACACCAUCUCCAUAACAAGUUCAUGUAUCCACAAAUCUCAACAUAG
Molecule: messenger RNA, 718 nt
Organism: Medioppia subpectinata
Lineage: Eukaryota; Metazoa; Arthropoda; Arachnida; Sarcoptiformes; Oppiidae
Source: the annotation of a GenBank genome assembly